Molecule: messenger RNA, 3068 nt
Organism: Fukomys damarensis (Damara mole-rat)
Lineage: Eukaryota; Metazoa; Chordata; Mammalia; Rodentia; Bathyergidae
Gene: Zdhhc19
Product: zinc finger DHHC-type palmitoyltransferase 19
Exons: 8
Coding region: 249-1268 (339 amino acids)
Biological process (GO): protein targeting to membrane; peptidyl-L-cysteine S-palmitoylation
Cellular component (GO): endoplasmic reticulum; Golgi apparatus
Molecular function (GO): protein-cysteine S-palmitoyltransferase activity
Source: RefSeq, a predicted model, not a curated record
AGCAGGCCUCCAAUGAAGCAGGUCCCCAGCGCUCCUGUGGGCAGGGAAGGUAUUGCUGCUGGAAGCCAUCCCACUCCUCAGCCUCUGUGACCUCACACUAAGACUUCUGAGGCUUCUGGCUUCUGAGGCUGCUGUCACUGUGGAACUCAGAAAGCCAUGGGGGAUGAGGAGGAGCCUAGUGCCUUUGAUUUCCCUGGGUGGCACAGGGGGCCUAGCUGUGCCUAGCCGGGCGGAUCUUAAAGAAUGCCAUGUCCCACGUGAAAAGCCCCCAACCACCACCUCUCGACUCAUUUUCCUGGUUCCUUCCGAGCCUGCUCCCUGCCUUCAACGUGGUCCUGCUGGUCAUUUUCAGUGGCCUCUUCUUUGCAUUCCCUUGCAGGUGGCUGGCCCAGAAUGGGGAGUGGGCUGUUCCCGCAGUCACCGGCCCUCUCUUCGUCCUCACCUUCUUCAGUCUCAUCUUCCUCAACUUCUCCGACCCGGGUACCUUACAUCAAGGCUCCCUGAAGGAGGAUCCCAUGUUGGUCCAUGUGGUGUGGGUGAACCACAGGGCCUUCCGCCUGCGGUGGUGCCCCAGGUGCUGCUUUCACCGCCCACCUCGGACUCACCACUGCCCUUGGUGCAACAUCUGUGUGGAGGACUUUGACCACCAUUGCAAGUGGGUCAAUAACUGCGUUGGUCACCGCAACUUCCGCUUCUUCAUGCUCCUCAUCGUGUCCCUGUGCCUCUACUCCAGCGCCCUGCUGGUCACCUCCCUGGUGUUCCUGGUGCGCACCAGCCACCUGCCCUUCAACCUGGACAAGGCCAUGGCGUAUCCUCUAUCGGUGAGCACGGCUGAGCGAUCCUACGACGGCCAGUGCAGAGACCUUCAGGGAUACAACCCCUUCAACCAGGGCUGUGCCAGGAACUGGUACCUGACACUCUGUGCACCGCUGGGACCCCGGUACAUGUCUGACGCUGUCUGGCUGCAGAGACCGGUGGGGCCCGAGGGGGUGCCCGUGCCAGCGCCAAGCCCCACGCCGUGCCCCUGCACUCGCUGUCACUCACCCUGUCCAGGGACCCUGCCCCAGCCUCUGGGUCACUGCCCAGGGGGCGGGGGGGCUGCCUCUCUCCAGGAGGCAGGGGCUUGGCUGUGUGCACUAGAACACGCGUUCCCACUGUGUCCAGCUGCCCACAGGCCCUGUGUAGCUCUGGCUGCAGGAGACCCCUGGACUGACCUCAGACUCCUGCUCCCUCUCUGUCCCCAGCAGGGCCAGGAGCACCUCACCUAGUCAUCAGCACCUGAGCCUUGUGGAGGGUCUGUGCCCACCUUGCCCACGCCCCUGGGGGGAGGGCUGAGACCACCCUGCCUGCCAUUAAAUUUAUCCCUUUUAUGCCCUACUGUGUGUCUGUCCUAGGUGUCAGGAGCUUGGGGCAGGGGUGAGGCUGUCAGGGACUGGGACACAGUCCAGGGAUCCCUGGAGACCUGAGCUCCGGACCCAGCACUGCCUGGCUCUGUGAACGUGGGCAAGACACUUAACACUUCUCCUAUUCUUAAAAUGGUGCAACAGUGUCAGGCGAGGUGGUGCUUGGCGGGAGUGAUGGGGGCUGAGAUAGAAGGAUCACCUAGAAUUCAAGGCCAUCCUGGGCUACCUAGGAGUUCAAAAUCCAGGACAGAUCCAGCCUCAGCCCUGCAGCACCCAUGUCUGGCUGCAGGGGGCGCCAGCUGCAUGGGAAUUGAUGAGCCUGGGCCUCCUGUCAUCCUGGAGACCAGUGGUGUGGGGUGCUCCCCUGCUCAGUCCAGCCCUCCAUCCUCCCUGUCUCUUCCAUCUGGCUCAGGUCCCUGCUCCUGCCGGGAAGCAGGUGCUGGUCAGGUCCUGCCCCUGAGUUGGGCCCAGGCCCUGGGAAAUCUGCAUGCUGUGGGGUGAGGGGGACGACAGGGGGGCUCACCCCAAACUGUGGCUCUGGGAACAUUGUUGCCCCCUUGAGGGCUGUCAGGUGAGCGCAGUGCCUCAUGUGCAGCACCAGGCAGUAGGUGCAGUGAAUGCUUUGAAGAUCGUGAUGUUUUCCCCCUGCGCACAGCUGGCCGCUGUUUCGGAUUUGCCGGUCCCACACUACAGGCCCAGGAUCUCGGGCCCGGGGUCGUCUGAAUGUUUACCAAGGGCCUUGUGUCAUUGCUCCCUGCCACCCUUGUGUCCAGUGGACCCAGGGCACAGGGGAGGGUGUCGCCCUGGAGGCUCUGUGUGCACCUGUGUAGUCCCUGGCUCGGCCCUGCCCAGCAGGAAGAGAGGUCCCCAGGGUCCCCGCCUCGGAUGGCCUGGACCUGGAACCUGUGGCUCGCUAGGCCUGGAUGUGAACCCCAGAAGUGCCUGUGUGAGUCGCCGCGCUGCUGGAGGGGGCCUGGGUCUCAGGGAACUGAGGAGGCCAGGCCUGGACUCUGUCCCUGCCCCGUGUCACUGGCUUCCUACCACCCGGGACAGUGCUUGAUGGCUCCUUCAAGUCCUCAGUCAGUUGAGGGGCUUCUCCUGUGAUGUCCUGGGCCUCAGUUUCCCCACUGGGCCAGCACAUGAUCUUAGACUCUCAAAAGGCUGUGACCUCUCCGAAGGCAGCCACUUCCUGCUCUGGGCUGAGGAUUCUGGGUGUCCCUGCUGCCUAACAGCCCAGGGACUUUAGAGGUUUUGGGGACAGACAGUCUGAGCCCCUGGGCACCUCCCUAAGCCCUGGGCGCCCCUCCGCCACUUUCCUGCAGGCCAGGAGCCCCCAGUUGAGGCCUUGUACACUGCCCCCUUCUCGUUUCUGAGAACCUGCUUUGGAUUCUAGCAGGGCCCCACCUCGGCCUUGAGCUGCAGAUAAGGUGGGCUGUUAUCAGGGUGCCCAGGGCCUGCCAUCCCCGUCUGGCCCCAGGCCAGGGCCACAGAGUGACCCCAGGCUGCCAAGCAGCCAGAUCCCAGCCCAUCAGCUCCUGAGUGAGGUGGGGGCCUCCUGCAGGGUCAGAGAUGAGGGGUGAGCUAGCCUGCUGUGAAGAAGUCGCUUCUCCCAGGGGGCAAAGGCCCCUGAUAGUUCAUUAUUUAUUAAUUUAUUGAUAUGGCUUU